Thunnus maccoyii (southern bluefin tuna) is the source of this 3423-nucleotide messenger RNA. RefSeq names its product mannosyl-oligosaccharide 1,2-alpha-mannosidase IA. Gene Ontology annotation, cellular component: Golgi membrane; endoplasmic reticulum; extracellular exosome. The record is from RefSeq and is a predicted model, not a curated record. NCBI's taxonomy places the organism in Eukaryota, Metazoa, Chordata, Actinopteri, Scombriformes, Scombridae. Gene Ontology annotation, biological process: N-glycan processing; carbohydrate metabolic process. The transcript has 12 exons. Bases 1231 to 3165 code for a protein of 644 amino acids. Gene Ontology annotation, molecular function: calcium ion binding; mannosyl-oligosaccharide 1,2-alpha-mannosidase activity.
CCUCCUCCUCUUCUCGCCCUGCCUGCACUAUAUGUUACAUUUCCAGCCCUCUCCUCUCGCUUUGCGCAAGCGGACGUCCACUGCACAGCGACACAAGUGCGCACUUACAGGCGGCGGAGACAGCGAGGCACGGCAGGCACGGCAGGCAAGCAGGCGGACGGACGGAACGGCGGCGGCGGCGGCGACGGCGGGUACCGGUGCGACGACGCGGCGGCGUGUGUGUGUGUGUCUUUGUUGGAAACCGGAGGACUGGAUGGUGGAUUUGUUUAUUCCAAGGAUUUGGAUCGGGGGCUAGGAUAACUUCGCAUGGGACAAAACCCGCCUUCUUUCAUGUCAUCCACCGAUUUGUUUCGCCCGGCGUGUUGACGCCAGUGGAAAAAAAAGGGGGAAACGGAGGCUGGAGGAGCGCAAUUGACAGAUAGGCGACAUGAAUAUACACGCGUUUCCGUCCACCAGCUGUACAGGAUAGAUGCAACAAAAAACGGCGUGUGAUGUCUUUUUUUUUUUUUUUUUUUUUUUUUUUUAAUGUGACUUCAGGAGCUUACACAGAUGAUCCCAUGCAGCAACGGGGGUCGAAAUAAACGGAGACAAGAAAGAGAUGCUCUGCUGCACGCUUGAGGUUUUUGCACCGUAGGGCAACGUGUUAUUGACGAUUUGCACGGCGUGGAGAAAAAAAAAAUGCACCGAGACACAACUUUGUUCACAGGCCUGACUGACUGCGAGACGUUUCAUUAUCUUUCAUAAAAGUACAUUUAUGUGUUAGACUGGCGUAUGCUGUAGUAAUCCUGUUACAGCUUAGUGCUUCUUCAGUAAACGCUAGUGCCAUUUAUCUAUCAGCCCCGAAGCCCUGUGCUGUUUUAUGUUUUAGAUUUUAAACCCAAAUCCCGCAGUCUAUUGAUGUCAGUGAUUGCGUUAUGUAGAUAGACCCCCAAGCUCUGGAGUUGUGUUGGCAAAUGAUUGGUAAAUUUGUAGAUGUAGGCAGGCCUAACCUUCGCUUAUGCAGAUCCAAUCGAUAGCGAGAUAAAGACAGCUCUGGCAGGCUGUUUAUGCUACUCUGCAAGUGUCACGGGGGUGUGUUUUAAAAUCCCGCAUAUCUUAGUUGUUUUUACACAUGCAUCAAAGCGGCAGAGAAGCUGCACGGUAGAGAGUGGAGACCCAUCAAAAAAAAAACACUCACUGUGUAGUCUCGGAGAGAAAAUACUGUAAGGCAACGUCUCAAGAAAAGUUUCAAUGGUUUUCCGAAAGUUGCCCGGUGUGUCGGCAUCGGGCAUGGGUCUGCGCCUGUCCCAGAAAUUCGUUUUUCUGCUCUUUCUUUCGGGAUUGGUAACACUGUGUUUUGGGGCCCUUUUCUUUUUGCCAGACUCUGUCCGACUAAAACGCAUUUUUCUGUCCAAGACAGAAACCCAGCCGGUCACGGUUGGCUCCGGGUCCGAGAACGAUGCAAGGGAGCACUUAAAAAGACCCAAAGACCAGGAUCACCCGCGGGGUAUGGCCUCGGUAAAGGGAGAGACCAGCACCAAACUGAAAAGUCUGAGCCGCAAACCGUCCGUCUCUCAUGAGGCGACCGAGGAGCGGCUCGCCGGGGGGAAAGCGCAGGAGGAUUUGACUCUGCCCAGGUCGAAAACGGAGUCCGCCUCGGAGAAAGCGACCUCCGCCGACCAUGCUGCCAGCUCGGAUACUUUCAGUUACGUGAAGUUCAAAAGGUGUCUGCUCAAACCCCCGCUGGGGAGUGACGGCGGCAAACCGAGCGACCCCCAGACCAACGAGCGCCGGGAGAAAGUCAAAGAGAUGAUGAAGUUUGCCUGGGACAACUACAAGCAGUAUGCCUGGGGCAAGAAUGAGCUGCGGCCUUUGACCAAAAACGGGCAUAUUGGCAACAUGUUUGGUGGCCUGAGAGGAGCGUCCAUCAUUGACUCACUGGACACACUGUAUAUAAUGGGAUUGAUGGAUGAAUAUAAAGAUGCCAAGGAAUGGGUGCAGACCAACCUGGACCUAAAUUCGAAUGGCGAGGCAUCGCUUUUUGAGGUGAACAUCCGUUACGUCGGCGGGUUGCUGUCAGCCUACUACCUGACAGGAGAGGAGUUGUUCAAGAGUAAAGUGUUGGAGCUGGGAGAGAAGCUGCUGCCUGCCUUCAACACGCCAACAGGAAUCCCCCGAGGAGUCAUCAAUCUGGGGAGUAGUGGCACCAGUUGGAGUUGGGGAUGGGCCUCAGCCGGGAGCAGCAUCCUGGCUGAGUUUGGGACCCUGCACCUUGAAUUCGUCCAUCUGACCGAGCUCUCCAACAACCCCAUUUACACAGAGAAGGUGAUGAACAUCAGGAAACUGCUGAACAAGAUUGAAAAACCCCACGGCCUGUACCCCAACUUCCUCAGUCCAGUCAGCGGCAACUGGGUCCAACAUCACGUUUCCAUCGGUGGCCUCGGAGAUAGUUUCUAUGAGUAUCUGAUCAAAUCAUAUCUGAUGUCAGACAAGACGGACGACGAUGCAAAGAAGAUGUACUACAGCGCACUGGAGGCGAUUGAAGCUAACCUGGUACAGAAGUCACCCGGUGGCCUCACCUACAUGGCCGAGUGGAGGGGAGGGAUCCUGGAUCACAAGAUGGGCCACCUGGCCUGCUUCUCUGGGGGCAUGAUAGGCAUUGGGGCCGAUGACGGAGCUGCCGAGAAGAGGCAACACUACCUGGACCUGGCUGCUGAGAUCACACACACAUGCCAUGAGAGCUACACACGCUCAGCCACCAAACUGGGACCUGAGGCGUUCAGAUUUGACAGCGGAGCUGAAGCUACAGCAACCAGACUGAGCGACAGAUAUUACAUCCUACGACCAGAAGUCAUCGAGAGCUACAUGUACAUGUGGAGACUGACCCAUGACCCCAAGUACAGAGAGUGGGGCUGGGAGGCUGUUGAGGCCCUGGAGCAGCACUGCAGAGUGGAGUUUGGCUUCUCUGGGAUCCGAGACGUUUACACCAUGACAGUCAGCCACGACAACAUGCAGCAGAGCUUCUUCCUCUCAGAGACACUCAAAUAUCUUUACCUGCUCUUCUCUGAUGACGACCUUCUCCCACUGGAGGACUGGGUCUUCAAUACAGAAGCCCACCCGCUGCCCAUCAUCCGUAAGAGCUGCCUGCAGGACGAAGCGACACAGGAUAAGACAGUCUCCGAAUAAGACUGACCACCACCCAACACUUGAGACGGUUAAUGACACAUUUGCACAAUUCAUGUGCACACACAAGUCAAAUAUUGCAAACACCAAUUAAAUGCAGGUUCAGAGUCUUUUCAGGAGCGUGUUAUAGACUCUCAAUUCCUUUCCAGUAAAGGAUGUUGUCGUUUUACGCUGUGAUUGUAUAUCCUUUCGCCGGGGUUACUUCCUGCUGGCACUUCUUUUUUGUGGACAAUCAAGACAAACAUGACUUUCAUGAAAAGA